GUAUGCAGGCCUGGCUGUCCAGCACCUCCCCACCCUUGGCCCUCAUUGGCAGCCUCAGCCUGCAGUGGACUGCGCCAAGCCCACACCCAGUCCUCUCUGGAGAAGGAAUAAGAGGAGGAAGAAGCUGCUGCUCCGUCUAUACUCCUGCCACUCGGACACUGAAGCCAGAGAGGACACCGGCCGCAAAAGCCUCCAGGAUGUCUGAGCUGGAGAAGGCCAUGGUUGCCCUCAUUGAUAUCUUCCAUCAGUAUUCAGGGCGAGAGGGCGACAAGCACAAGCUGAAGAAAUCAGAACUCAAGGAGCUCAUCAACAAUGAGCUCUCCCACUUCCUGGAGGAAAUCAAAGAGCAGGAAGUCGUGGACAAAGUCAUGGAAACACUGGAUGAAGAUGGAGAUGGAGAGUGUGACUUCCAAGAAUUUAUGGCCUUCGUCUCCAUGGUGACUACAGCCUGCCAUGAGUUCUUUGAACAUGAGUGAGACAAAAACAAGGAGCCAAGCUGCUCCUGUGGCAGACACGAAGGUCACAAGCGGCAGCAGAGCAAAGCCUUGCAGGCUCAAAGGAGCUGAGCUCUCCAGUCACAUACAACUAAUUAGGAAGCUUGAUUUGCUUGGGGAAUGGAAAACUGAAAGCCUUCCCAAGGGCUGCUUGAAAUUAGCACAUCAUUGUUUCUGCUACAUUAGGCAUUCCUGUGAGCUGUCUGGUCCCAGGAAGUAUGGGUAAGCAUCACUUAGGGGACAAAAUCAAUGCUCAGCAGUAAAGCAUGUGUGGCAGACCACCAUGCCCCUUAGAAGCAUCACCCAGAAGAAUUAUAGGACAGCAUUCUCAAUGCUUCCAACAAACCCAAAACUCCACAGCUGGAUCCACUGUCACUGGAAGAGGCUGCUUUUCCUUACACCUUCCUUACACUGUUUGUGCAAAUGAUGCCCAAGAAAGCAGAUAGUCUGAUUACAACACCCUCCCCGAAGCCCAAAUGAGCAGGGCACUUAAGUCUCUGCUUCCAGUGAGCAGCCAUUACUAAGUAAACAGUCAACGCCAACAGUUCUAACUGCAAACAAAUAGAUCUCACAAACUAAGCAUUAACAUUCUAACUUGGGCCUGAGAAUCAAAAUUCUAUUCAGUAGACUUUUAGGAUGGCACUGCUGUUCCUGUAGGACAUGUACAAAGGAGGAGACUGACUACAGUGUAGUGUACACUGUGAAGAUGUGUCACUCUGAUGGGUUUAAUAAAAAGCUGAAUGGCCAAUAGCUAGGCAGGAUUUUCAAGGGCAAAGGGAAUGCUGGGAAGAAGUGGGGAGUCGCCAGACAGACGGAGAGGAAGCAGGAUGAGAGUACAGAGUAAAGGUAACCAAGCUACAUAAAAGAAUGUAGAUUAAAAGAUAUGGGUUAAUUUAAGUUAUAAAAACUAGUUAGUUAAGAACAAGCGUAAGCUAUCGGCCAAGCUUUCAUAUUAAUAAUAAGUCUCUGUGUCAUUUUUUGUGAGCUGGCAGCCCAAAGAAAAUUCUGUCUACAGUGUAAAGCUUUUUCCAGCUUUACUGUCUAUAAAGCAAGUGACUAUGAGAUUGAUGUCUGCAGGGUGAGUUGCUGGGGGAAUGAAGGGUGCCUCAGAUAUGCCCUUCAGUGGCUGGAAGUCACAUGUGACUUGCUGUGCCUAGGGCCUGCUUACCACUUGGUGAGGCUGAGAGUCAAGAGUGGUGGGAAACUGAACUUAAUGCUUUUUAACCUAUAUAUUCAAAUAAUGAAGGUUCAAAUAAUUCAAGUUACAAAUAAAUAAAAAUCACAUCAUAAAUAUUAAAAAGCCAUUCUAGGGAACUUCUAAUUAUUCUUACCCACCCCCUUUUUUGGUCUUAAAAAUUCAUUAAGUCAACUGAACAAUGCACUUGCAUAAGAUAAAAAGGACAUUGUAAAAAAUUUCCACCACUGAACAAGAAAUAAAAAUAAAACACUCACUAGACCAGGACAAAGACUAAAAGUCCCUAAAGUGGGACUGUCCAGACCUCACUCCAUCCCUCAGGCACAGCCCAGUUAGGUGGAAGGCAGCCGGGGCUGCAGGAGGCUCUGGAAUGUUCAAAGGCUGCACAGAAUCAGGCUCUCCCUGACUAGAGGAUAUCAUGUGGCUCUUGCAGUUUUCCAGACUGGCUGGGCCAUGUGUUAGCUUUCUUGCCACUGUGACAGAAUGUCUGGUAUAACUAAAAAGGGAUAAAGAUUUAUUUAGAUCGUG
This is a messenger RNA of Peromyscus californicus insignis, 2217 nucleotides long. RefSeq names its product S100 calcium binding protein B (gene S100b). The record is from RefSeq and is a predicted model, not a curated record. NCBI's taxonomy places the organism in Eukaryota, Metazoa, Chordata, Mammalia, Rodentia, Cricetidae. Gene Ontology annotation, biological process: positive regulation of cell population proliferation; positive regulation of canonical NF-kappaB signal transduction. The coding region runs from base 3 to 476 and encodes 157 amino acids. The transcript has 3 exons. Gene Ontology annotation, molecular function: zinc ion binding; S100 protein binding; calcium ion binding. Gene Ontology annotation, cellular component: nucleus; cytoplasm.